This is a messenger RNA of Oncorhynchus mykiss (rainbow trout), 1358 nucleotides long. RefSeq names its product endoplasmic reticulum-Golgi intermediate compartment protein 1. Lineage: Eukaryota; Metazoa; Chordata; Actinopteri; Salmoniformes; Salmonidae. Gene Ontology annotation, cellular component: Golgi membrane; endoplasmic reticulum membrane; COPII-coated ER to Golgi transport vesicle. The record is from RefSeq and is a predicted model, not a curated record. Gene Ontology annotation, biological process: retrograde vesicle-mediated transport, Golgi to endoplasmic reticulum; endoplasmic reticulum to Golgi vesicle-mediated transport.
GAGAUUUUAGUAAGACAUCGGGGAACUUUUGGCAUACUAACUACAUCCAUACUAUGACCAAUAAUCAUACUAUAUACCCAAUCACGUUACAAAUAGUGUGGUUUAGUAUGAGUAUUUUAACACAGCUCUACGGUCUGGUUUAAUUUAAAAGAACGGAAGGAGAAUCUUUCAACCAGGAAGUGAAUUCAACCAAUAGGAUUUUGGCAAAGCGUCCUAAACUGACGUCAACCCGGUAACGACGAACAACCGGUAGGAUUGUAGAGAAAUCUGUGUUGAUUUUCCGUUAACUGAAUUGUUUUAAUAUACUCAUCUAAAACGUGCAAACAUCAUGGUUUUCGAUGUGAGGAGGUUGGAUAUCUACAGGAAAGUACCCAAAGACCUGACCCAGCCCACAUACACAGGAGCUGUGGUGUCCAUUAUCUGCUGUGUCUUCAUGUUGUUCCUGUUCCUCUCUGAGCUGAAGGGAUUCAUAGCCACUGAAAUUGUUAACGAGCUGUAUGUGGAUGACCCUGAUAAGAACAGUGGUGGGAAGAUUGAUGUGAGUUUGAACAUCAGUUUGCCAAACUUACACUGUGAUUUGGUGGGUCUUGAUAUCCAGGAUGAGAUGGGUCGUCAUGAGGUGGGGCACAUAGACAACUCCAUGAAGGUUCCUCUCAACCACGGACAUGGCUGUCGCUUCGAGGGAGAGUUCACUAUUAACAAAGUACCAGGUAACUUCCACGUGUCGACCCAUAGCGCCACAGCCCAGCCCCAGAGCCCUGACAUGACACACGUCAUACACAAACUGGCUUUCGGGGAGAAACUACAGGUGCAGAAUGUCCAAGGAGCCUUUAAUGCGUUGGGAGGAGCUGACAGGCUGGUCUCCAACCCUCUGGCAUCUCAUGACUACAUCCUAAAGAUUGUCCCAACAGUCUAUGAAGACCUGAGUGGAAAACAGAGGUUCUCCUACCAGUACACAGUAGCCAACAAGGAGUACGUAGCCUAUAGCCACACAGGAAGGAUUAUCCCAGCUAUCUGGUACCGCUAUGACCUCAGUCCAAUCACAGUCAAGUACACAGAGAAGAGACAACCCCUCUACCGGUUCAUAACUACGAUCUGUGCUAUCAUCGGGGGGACGUUCACGGUAGCAGGCAUCAUAGACUCCUGUAUAUUCACAGCCUCCGAGGCCUGGAAGAAGAUCCAGAUAGGAAAGAUGUCCUGAGGACAUAUCACUACGCUGUCCCGAGGACGCAUCACUCACUACGUGUCACUACGCCCUCAUAAAACGUAUUUCUAACAUCCAGAAGGGUGUAUCUCAAUAGUCUACAGGCUUCCUCUCCUUCACCUGCUAGAAUAAUAACAAUAUAUACCAUUUAGCU